Molecule: messenger RNA, 2732 nt
Organism: Erinaceus europaeus (western European hedgehog)
Lineage: Eukaryota; Metazoa; Chordata; Mammalia; Eulipotyphla; Erinaceidae
Product: ankyrin repeat domain-containing protein 55
Exons: 5
Coding region: 1194-2330 (378 amino acids)
Molecular function (GO): protein binding
Source: RefSeq, a predicted model, not a curated record
AGUAUGUGUAGGCAGGAAGGUGGGUCAGUGGGAAAAGCAUAGGAUUUUCACUAAUGAAACCCCAGGUUUGAACUACACACAGUUUGUGCUAGAAUGAAAGAGUGCUCAGCUCUCUUUCUCUCUGAUAAACAAUUGUUUUUUAAACAAAUAUGCAUGUAUGAUCUGACAUCAAGACUGACAUUUCACUUAAACAGUGUCAAACCCAUUUGCAAUUCAUUCAUGUUUUAUGGCUCAAUAAGCUGUUCUUUUUAUUGUUGUGAUUGGACAGAGACAGAGAGAGAUUGAGAGGAGAUGGGAUAGAGAGGGAAAGAGACAGAGAGACACCUUCAACCCUGCUUCACCACUCACAAAGCUUCCCCCUCCUCUGCAUGUGGGGACCGGGAGCUUGAACCUGGGUCCUUGCACACUGUAACGUGUGUGCUCAACCAGGUGUGCCACCACUCAGCCCCUGGGCUGUUUUUUUUUUUUUUUAAGUUUUUCUUUUUUUUAUAAUAUACUUUUUUUUUUUUUUUUUUACAAUUUUUAUUUAUUUUUAGAUAGAAACAGAAACACUGAAAAGAAGGGGAGGAGAGGGAAUGAGAGAGACAUCUGCUGAGCUGUUUUACCAGGAGUGACGCUUUCCUCCUGCAGGUAGGAACCAGGGGUUUGAACCAGGUUGGUCCUUGCACACUGUAAUGUGAGUGUUUAACCAGGUGAACCACUGUCUGGCCCCAGGCUGGUUUUUGUUUGUUUUUGUUUUUUAUUGGGUAGAGACAGAAUUUGAGAGACAGAGAGGGAGAGAGAUAGACACCAGCAGCCUUGCUUCACUACUCUGAAGCUUUCCCUCUGCAGGUGGGGACCGAGGGCUUGAACCCGGGUCCUUGUGCACUGUAGUGUGUGUGCUCAACCAGGUGCACCACCCCCUGCCCAUUCUUUUUUAAUACUAAUUACUAAAUCCUUUUAGAGAUAUGCCACCAUCUGUCUAUCCCUUCACCUCCUCAAAGACGUUGGGUUAUUUCCGCUGUAGGUAAUUGUGAAUAAAGUCGCCAUAAAUGUUCCUUCACAGACUUCUCUGUGAAUGUAUGUUUUGAUUUCACGAGCUGAUUCGUACAAGUGAGCUUUCCUGGCUAUUUGCUAGGUAUAUGACUAACCUUAGAAGAAACUGACAAACUGUUUCCCAGAGUGACUGUUGACAGUUUGCUUCCUUACCAGCAAUGUGUGAAAAUUCCAGUUGCUCUAAAUCUUCACCACAGAUUGGUAUUGCCAGGACUUUGGGUUUUUAUUUUAGUCAUUUCAACAGGACACCUCUGCACUGGGCUGCAGCUGUAGGGAAAACAGAAUGUGUACAGUCACUGCUGGAACUGGGCAUGGACAGCAAUCUUCGAGACAUCAACGAGAGCACGCCCCUGGCCUACGCCCUGUACUGCGGCCAUACAGCCUGCGUCAAGCUCCUCUCUCAAGAAAGCAGAACAGAGCCUACCCGACCUGUUCCUCCCCAGAACAGCAGAAGGUCAGAAGGUCAGAGGAAGGAGGGAGGAUUCAGCAUGCUUAACCAAAUCUUCUGCAAAAACAAAAAGGAAGAGCAGAGGGUCUAUCCGAAGGAGCACAGCAGGGACCACCUCAGAGGGGAGCACACCUCAGAAGUCGAGAACAUCGUCACCUCCUUUGACAAUAUCGUGGACACCAAUAUCCGAGAACAGCCUGGUGACCAGGUGCCUACAGCAGAUUUUAAGAAAAAGACCUCAGAGAACAUAAAAUAUCUCUUGCCAGACAAGAAGCCUCUGACCCACAAAGAGCUUCCACCCAUCAGAACACAGAGCCUCCCACCCAUCACGCUGGGCAACAACUUCCUGACGGCCUCCCAUGGGGCCACCUCCCAUGCUAUGCUGAGCUCCGGUCCUCAUCAUACAGCCCAGCCAUCUCAGAAAAGCCGCAGUGAGCAGGAUUUAUUCAGUAACAGAACAGGCUGCCAGGCAUUGCUCGAUAACCCCUGGAGAGGUGAUUCUAACCAGGUGUUCUGCAAAGCCUGGACUGUGUCUUCUGAUAAGCUGUUAGACAGACUGGUUACCAGCAGAUCUGUCUACCAGGAGGUCUCAGGGCUGCCACCUAUUUCUCACCUACAUAAUCCUUCAUCAGGACAAAAUUUUCAGCAUCUCUCCCCAAACAGACCCAAAAUCAGGGAUUUUCCUUUCGCUCGGAACAACUUAGAGCCUCUACCAGACCAAAAAUUUCUAUCCAGGGAACCUCUGAGGACAAACCGAGUGCUUCCUGCUAUUCCAAGUCAGCGGGGACACAGUGCGCCAACUGGGCAGGGUGAGGACUCAGCCAGUCCUGCCCAUGAUGAAAACUAACUGUGGGCCGCAGACAGCGGGAGUACUGAGUAUUAGAUAUGCCUAUAUUUUUAAACUGGCAAAGGAUGAGAUUACCUGAGUUUGUUAAGAACAAAGAUUAAUUUUGUAAAUUGCAUUCUACAAGCCAUUCAUAGUUUCCUAACUCCGUGUUCUUUCUUCCAAAUAAAGAUAUCACCCAAAUUAGCACCUAGGUUCUUUGACUGCACUUCAAAUUUGUAAGUUUGGUGAGUUUCUGUGACCUUUACAUGCCCCAAAUAAGUCAAAAUAUGUUAUAAGCAAGGAAAAGUUAGCUAUGUUUGGUCUGCCUUGUGGCAUGCUUGCCAGUUUGUUUUACUGGGUAUUGCUUUUUUCUUUUUUUUAAUGUAUGCUUUGCUGAAUAAAAAAAAAAGAAUACAUUUCAAA